This is a messenger RNA of Chironomus riparius, 1241 nucleotides long. NCBI's taxonomy places the organism in Eukaryota, Metazoa, Arthropoda, Insecta, Diptera, Chironomidae. The record is from the annotation of a GenBank genome assembly.
AUGUUCAAAACUGUUUGUUCGAUUUUUGUGAUUCUUUCUCUAUUUCAUGUCACAAGUUGUACUGGUCAAUAUUAUUGCAGUGGAAGUAACUUCAGCCCCCUCUAUCUCAAGUUCGGAGGUCACACAAGAGCAAUCAAUGUCAGAGGAUGCUAUACAGCUUCAUACGUCAAAAGCACAUGUGAUAUAAGCUUCCAUGACUCAGAGGCAACAAUUGCAAGCAUUCCAUUUAGAACUAGACGAAAAAGGCAGACUUAUUUUGGAGGUUCUGGUGCUGAUAUUUUUUCAUCGCUAUUUAGUAGACCUCCAGCUUAUAACAGUGGACUUACUGUGCCAUUUAAUGUUAAUCAGUAUGUCAAUUCACUUCCGAGGAACUCUAUAUUGUAUGCUAUUAUGACUGAUGCUAGAGCAGCUGCUUACUAUAAAGGAAUUCCAUAUUGCGAGAAGAAUCUGAUCGGUCCACUAUGGUUGGUAUUACUUAUAACCAGUGUUGCAAAUGUCUACAUCAGAGAAGAAUGUAGAAUCGUAGACAUCUACAUUAAAUCUACAUGUAGACAGAUUCUACAUGUAGACACAAUCUACAUGCAACAACAAGCAUAUUUACGUGGACGACAAGACAUUUGGUAUUACCAGCGACCUGAUGGAACAAGAAAAAUUAUUGCAUUCAAUGCAGAGUGUCCUUAUUCUUGCCUUACACAAUAGUUGACGAAUUCAUUGGAUUUAUCAUCCUUCCAAGGGUGCGGAAGAUCAAAAAUGGUCAAAAAAUGAUCAACAUAUAACAAAUCAGUUCCAUGCCCAUGCAUCCUUCAUAAUUUUUAAUUUACUAUUCAUCACAUUAUUCUCUUAAAAAUUAAGACAAAUAAAACCGAAUUUUCCAUAAAAGUUCGUCGAUAUCACUUAAAUAAAUUGUUGAUAAUUUUUCAAAUUAAAAUUCAAGGUAAAAAAUUAGAUGAAACCUCAGAAAUUUGUUGCAAAGAGUAAUUAAACUAAUUAUGAACUUUUCGCCACAUUUCAAGAAGGAUAAUUAAGUAACUUAAUAAACAUGUUGCCUAGCAUCAACUUGCUGAAUACAUCAGCAAAUGAGCUUGAAGAAAAUUUUGAUAGAACAUCAGCCACAAAUUUUACAGCAUAUAGUAACACAUUCAGUCAUUAAUAAUACUCUACAGUUAUGUUAUAUUUUUGCCAUACACAUUGUCUUAUGCAUGGAUGUAAGAAGUCUAAACAUCAUUGAAUAAAGCAUGAAG